AUGGCUGAAGCAUCUAGUUUAGUGGGGAAGCUUGAAUCAGAUGUGGAGAUCAAAGCUUCGGCUGAAAAGUUCCAUCACAUGUUCACCGCUAGACCACACCACGUCUCCAAAGCAACUCCUGGCAACGUUCAGGGAGUUGAUCUGCACGAAGGAGAAUGGGGCAAAGUCGGCUCUAUCAUCAUCUGGAACUUCGUUCAUGAUGGAGUGGCAAAGGUAUCAAAAGACAGGAUCGACGCUGUGGAGCCGGAGAAGAACUUGAUCAGGAUGAAAUGCAUAGAAGGUGAUAAUCUGAAAGAGUACAAGAGCUUUUCGUUCACGAUCCAGGCGACUCCUAAGCCUGAAGGAUCUGGAAGUAUUGUGCACUGGCGCCUUGACUACGAGAAAAUUAGCGAGGAGAUUGCUCAUCCCGAGACUCUUCUUCAGUUAUGUGUUGACAUGUCCAAAGAGAUUGACGACCAUCUCUUGGCCGAGGAGGAGUAG
This is a messenger RNA of Microthlaspi erraticum, 480 nucleotides long. The record is from the annotation of a GenBank genome assembly. Lineage: Eukaryota; Viridiplantae; Streptophyta; Magnoliopsida; Brassicales; Brassicaceae.